GAAACAUAGGUUGUGGAGGUACACGCGUCCGUGUUUCGUCACGUACCUCUUUUGUGCGGCCAUCAUAUAUAAUAUUUUAAUAACAAUAAAAUAUUAUAUAUCGCGCGCAGAGUGCAGUGGUUAAGAACGUUCUCACACGGGCCCAUUGAAAAUCGUCACGUGCGUGUAUCGCAUUAUAUAUUAUGUUGUAACGAAUAGGAGUUCAAAAACCUUUUGUCGUCCGUCGCCGGCACCACUACAACAGAGGUCGCGACAAGUCGCACGCGGGAGCUCCGCCGACUAGUUUUUCGUUCGUCUUCCGUCCGCGGCGGGUAUACCUAUAGCUGGUUAUAAUACGUGCCCGAAGACCCGGUCCAUUCGUAAUCUGCUCGCCUUUUACCAACGAUGCUUCUGCACGCUCCGACUGCUACCGCUGCUGCGCUUAUUCUAUUUACGGGCUUAGCGCUCGGACAGCAACAGAACAACCGUGAAUUCCAAUGUCCCGAGAAACCAGGGUUCUACGCCGAUCAGAUACAAUGUGAUCUGUAUUACCACUGCUCUGUGGACGGCGAACUAACUGAAAAACUCUGCCCCGACGGACUGCUGUUUGACGACACCAGCCCGACUCAUGAAAAAUGCGAUACAUCUGUAAACGUAGACUGCGGUCAGAGGACCGUUCAGCAGGAACCAAAACCGUCUAAGGGCUGCCCUCGGGCCAACGGUUACUACAGGCAUUGGGACGAGGGUUCCUGCGACAAAUUCGUUAAUUGCGUGGACGGCGUGGCCAACGAGAUGCCGUGUCCGCCUGGUCUGAUAUACGACGAUUCAACUAGUUCUUGUGCCUGGUCAACGGACAGCAAGCGGCAAUGCACGACGACCAAAAAAGAGGUCCUCACAGAUGGUUUUUCAUGCCCUGACGGUGACGUGGUUGGUCCCAACGGCAGAAUCUUACCUCAUCCGACAUUUGCGCACCCCGAUGACUGUCAGAAGUUCUACAUCUGCAGGAACGGUGUCAUCCCGCAAUAUGGUAGCUGCUCCGCGGGUUCCGUGUACAACGACGUGUCGUUCAAGUGUGACGAACCGGAAAACGUACCCGGAUGUGAAAAUUAUUACGAAAACGAAGACGAGAAGAAGAGCGGAAAAAACUAAAAUCUCAUUUAUAUUAUCUAUUAGUGUAAUUAUUUUAUAUUUAAAUGUAAAAUAAAUAUGUUUGUUGUUUUAAAAAACAAUCACAAUGUACAUUAUACUGAAUAAUAAUAGUAGUUAAUUGCAUCCUAAAAUGUA
Rhopalosiphum maidis (corn leaf aphid) is the source of this 1263-nucleotide messenger RNA. Its product is annotated as protein obstructor-E-like. The transcript is spliced from 5 exons. Gene Ontology annotation, molecular function: chitin binding. Gene Ontology annotation, cellular component: extracellular region. Bases 385 to 1128 code for a protein of 247 amino acids. The record is from RefSeq and is a predicted model, not a curated record. NCBI's taxonomy places the organism in Eukaryota, Metazoa, Arthropoda, Insecta, Hemiptera, Aphididae.